Molecule: messenger RNA, 973 nt
Organism: Oreochromis niloticus (Nile tilapia)
Lineage: Eukaryota; Metazoa; Chordata; Actinopteri; Cichliformes; Cichlidae
Product: ladderlectin
Exons: 7
Coding region: 178-696 (172 amino acids)
Source: RefSeq, a predicted model, not a curated record
GUCAGUUUUUCAGAGUAAGUUCCUAGUUUUGAAGCACCAAAGAAAGGGUACUUAAGCACUGAUCUUAGAGCUGUUCAACUUCUCUCGCAGGAAGGCUAAAGCUACCAGUUGGUGCUGAAACGAAAUCCAUUCUACAAAUAUUCUACAUAUUCUCCAAAAGACAUACUAAGCAUUGCCAUGAAGCUGCUGACUGUGUCUGUACUUCUUUGUGCAGUGAUCACUCUGAUCAUUGCUGCUGAAGAAGGUGGGAAGGAGGCAAAGGCACAAGAAGAACAUCUUGUUGAGAAGAGAUAUUGGUACAAGUAUCGGGGUUGGACUAGGUAUGGCAACCGACACUACCGCUAUUUUCCCUAUCGUUUGGACUGGGCUCAUGCUCAGAGACACUGUCAGUCUAUGCAUGCAAACCUGGCAUCUGUACGCAACCUCAGAGAGUACCGGGUGAUUCAAAGGGUCAUAUAUCGUGCCACUCACAGUUACCCAAUUACAUGGCUUGGAGGCUCUGAUGCUCAGAAGGAGCAUCAUUGGUUUUGGAUCGAUGGAACUCCUUUCAAAUUUACGUACUGGUGUCGUGGAGAGCCUAACAACUAUUGGCACAGAGAGCACUGCAUGCACAUGAACUGGUCAGGACACAAGUGCAUGAACGAUAUCUUCUGUCACUACCGAUACCCAUAUGUCUGCGUCUGGAAAAGAAGAUAAUUCCUGGCAUGAUGGCAUGGUUAACCGGGCAAAGAAGCAAACGAUCUCAUAUAUCCCCCUUGAAAAAUCUGUUUCCCAUUUUACAUCUUUACUUCUUUUUCUUUGCUGUAAUGCUACAUAAGGAAUGACGCGACAAGUGAAAUAAAGUGGAGUUUGGUUUUCUCUUUCAAUAGGAGCAAACUGAAUGUGUAAUGGAAAGAAUGCUUUUAGUAAAUCUUUAUUUUCCAGAAUGAACUUUUCUUUUUCAUCUUCAUCAUUAAAAUCUCAUUGAAUCCAA